Chanos chanos (milkfish) is the source of this 957-nucleotide messenger RNA. Its product is annotated as succinate receptor 1-like. The record is from RefSeq and is a predicted model, not a curated record. The coding region runs from base 1 to 957 and encodes 318 amino acids. Gene Ontology annotation, biological process: G protein-coupled receptor signaling pathway. Gene Ontology annotation, molecular function: G protein-coupled receptor activity. The transcript has 2 exons. Gene Ontology annotation, cellular component: plasma membrane. NCBI's taxonomy places the organism in Eukaryota, Metazoa, Chordata, Actinopteri, Gonorynchiformes, Chanidae.
AUGGUUUAUGAGUCAAGUAACAAGGAACUUCAUGAAUCAGAUAUAAUUAAAGCACUAUGGAGGUACUACCUAUCUCCAGCAUAUGCCGUGGAGUUUACCUUGGGUGCCCUUGGCAACCUGGUAGUCAUCCUGGUUUAUGUGUUCUGCUUGUCAUCGUGGAAGAGCAGCAACGUAUACCUUUUCAACUUGGCUGUAUCUGACCUCAUUUUCCUGUGCACCCUUCCUGGUCUGGCCUAUAACUACUCACACGGCAUUGAGGAAAUCCCAUCCUUCAUGUGCAUUGCCAAUCGGUACAUCUUGCAUGUGAAUCUGUAUUCCAGCAUCCUGUUUAUGGCAUGGGUUAGCGUAGACCGCCUUCUACUCCUACACCACCUGAACGGUGAUCAUGUUCUGCUGACACUGCGCAGUUCUAUCUGGGUGUCUUUUUUUACCUGGGUAGCCGUCAAUAUCCUGAUUGCCCCUCUGAUCUCAUUCAUUGUAAAGGACAUGGCAAGCAGCAACUGGACCAAGUGUAAUGAUUUUGGGAAUCUAUCUGGGGAACUGAAUAUGCUGGGAUACAGUCUUUGUCUAACAGUGAUUGGAUACCUGUUACCCCUGCUGGCUCUCUUUGCCUCGUCAUAUCAGAUCACCUCCAUUCUCAAAACCCAGCAGGGAGUUUUUGGGACAUCUUUUCAGAGACCCCUGCGUGCAGUGAAGGCGGCCGCUAUCAUGUUCUUGGUGCUGUACUUGCCCUAUCACGUGAUGAGGAACAUAAAAAUUGCGACACAGAACCCAAAAGCAGGGCUGUCUUUGCGUACUAAUUUGGUCAUUGAGGCGGUGUACACAGUGACGCGGCCAGUCGCUUUCGCUCACAGUGUCAUCAAUCCGGUGUUUUACUUCCUCAUAACAGACUCCUUCAGAGACCUUAUGAUGGGCAAGCUCGGACAGAUAAAGAGGAGAAUAUUCCCUCCCACCUAA